UCAUCAUCAUGGAAAAGUUUGGGUCGCAGGGAAUCCUUAUUGUUUACAUCCUUCCAGCUCGUACGCUUGGGGCGGGCGGGAUCCACCCUCAUUCUUUAGAGUUUACGUCAUUGUUACUGUGUUUUUUGUGAAUGAAAGAAUCCAACCCCACAGAACAGAUUAAUUCCGGGAAAAGACGAACUGACAUUUUGUCGCUUGAUUCGCUUCGACUGAACACAGUAUUUUACGUUUCUCCGUGUUUAAAUUUUAUUUAUUUAUACAAUUGUGUCGACAACUGAAGGACUGGCAGCUGGUACUCUCCAACGACAUAGCCAAGGACAAAUCGUCUAUAAAUCUGUGUUUACUGGUGUCAGAGACACAGGAUAACGCCAGACCAUGACAUCAGAAAGAAGCAGCAAAGCCCUGAAGGUGAAGCGGGAGUGUGGUGAGAACGUUCCGGUGUUGUCGGACAGCGAGCUCAUGUCCCUGUCUGUACGGGAGCUCAACCUGCACCUACGGGGUCUAUCCCGCGAGGAGGUCCAGAAGCUCAAGCAGCGCCGGCGUACCCUGAAGAACCGCGGCUACGCGGCCAGCUGCCGGGUGAAGCGCGUGUCCCAGCGCGAGGCCCUGGAGCAGCAAAAGAAGGAGCUCCAGAGGGAGGUGGAGAGGCUGGGGGUGGAGAACGCAGGGAUGAGGAGAGAGCUGGAGGGCCUGGGGGCCAGGCUGGCAGCCCUGCAGAGGUUCGCCCGUGGGUUAGAGUCUGGAGGGGGCAACCUCCUGGCUACGGCCCCACGCCUCAACACAGCUUCGGUCAUUACCAUAGUGAAGACCCCACCACAGGCCCACGUCCAGAGAGAGCAGGGGGGGUCCUAGGAGGAACCGACCGGGCUGGGGAGGGACUCAUGCACGCACAUACACUCUCAUAUACACGCACACAGGCAGACACAUGGAAAGCCCAUGAGGAUUGGAGGAACACAAAUAAAUAGGCACUUAUGAAACUCAUGCACUUAGGAUGAUACACAUACACUCGCACACCAGGGUUUCCGUUAGGAAAAUGUGGCGUCGGACAUUUGACCGGAAGCAUUUUAAUUUACCGGACAUUUAAGACAUUUACCGGACCCAUAUGCAUUGGGUGUGUAACCUGAUUUGGGCGUCCACCCACAGUGCUCAGAAUUACAGAAAUCACAUUUAGAUUAUGGUCAUUCAUUUUAACAGGACAUGCAACUCGAGGAUGCAACGAUGUGAAUCCUUCAUACCGAAUUUCGAUGCGCAAUUUGAAGAUGUUAGAAUAACUGUCCACAUUUACUUUUCCUCAGCCAACAAGAUGAGUAAUGAACAUAGCCUAUGUC
This is a messenger RNA of Coregonus clupeaformis (lake whitefish), 1328 nucleotides long. RefSeq names its product v-maf avian musculoaponeurotic fibrosarcoma oncogene homolog F (gene maff). Bases 376 to 852 code for a protein of 158 amino acids. The transcript has 3 exons. Gene Ontology annotation, biological process: regulation of epidermal cell differentiation; regulation of transcription by RNA polymerase II. Gene Ontology annotation, molecular function: DNA-binding transcription factor activity, RNA polymerase II-specific; RNA polymerase II cis-regulatory region sequence-specific DNA binding. Gene Ontology annotation, cellular component: nucleus. Lineage: Eukaryota; Metazoa; Chordata; Actinopteri; Salmoniformes; Salmonidae. The record is from RefSeq and is a predicted model, not a curated record.